This is a messenger RNA of Aspergillus calidoustus, 1551 nucleotides long. The record is from the annotation of a GenBank genome assembly. Lineage: Eukaryota; Fungi; Ascomycota; Eurotiomycetes; Eurotiales; Aspergillaceae.
AUGGACUCAGUUGAACGAACCAAGUCGUCGACAAGCAAGCCCAACAAUGUCACACCCGACAUGGAAACCGAGAUGGCCAAAGGCGAGAUUGGCAUCGCGGGCCAGCUCGACAUGCCCAUGAAGCGCAAGUUCAACGUUUUGAGCAUCAUCGCCGUGGGAUACAACAUUUCAAACAGCUGGGUCGCUAUUGCCGCUAGCUUUGCCAUCGCCAUUCAGUCUGGAGGCGCGGUGUCACUGCUCUAUGGCAUCGUGCUUGUCACCUUUGCAAUGCUCUGCACGGGCGUGACCCUGGCUGAACUCGCAAGCGUCUACCCCACCGCGGGUGGACAAUACCACUUCACAUCUAUUCUAGCCUCUCGUCGAUGGAGCCGCAGUCUCUCAUACUUCAGUGGUCUCGCGGCGAUAUUCUCCUGGAUCUGCCUGGGUGCCUCGAUCGGGUUGGCCGGGACAAACGCACUGAUGGCGAUUAUAAUUCGCUGGAGGCCAGAGUACGAGCCUCAGACAUGGCACUAUUUCCUUGUAUACCAGCUCCUCAACAUCCUCAUCGUCGUAUACAACGCGCUUUUUACCAACAAGACUCUCUGGGUAUACAACGUCGGCUUUCUGCUCUCUAUAUCGACCUUUGUCGUCAUAACCAUCGCUUGCCCUGCCCGCUCAGAAAUACAGGCCGACUCCCGGGAGAUUUGGGCCAAACUCGUAAAUGGAUCCGGCGGUUGGCCCGACGGCAUAUCAUUCCUCACCGGCCUCUCAACGCCGCAGUUCAUGCUCUCUGGGCUGGACGCGACUCUCCACCUCGCAGAAGAAUGUCUCAACCCGGAACGAGUGGUGCCAAAGGCAGUUAUUGUCACCGUCCUUGUUGGGUUCCUCACGGCUUUCCCCUUUUCAAUUGGCAUCAUUUACAGCUACCGGAACGUCGAGCUCUCAUUGACCACCAAGACAGGAUUUCCUAUAUACUUCAUCUGGGAAAAAGCCACACGCUCCCCAGCCGCAGCAACAGUCUUCAUGGCCGCCCUGUUCGUCAUUUCCUGCGUUGCCUUCAACGCCGUCCACCAAACCGCCUCCCGACUCACCUGGUCCUUUGCCCGCGACGAAGCCCUAUUCUACUCGCGGAACCUCUCCUCAAUCCACUCGUCUCUCGGUAUCCCACUAUAUGCUCUUAUUCUCAACGGGGUCUGCGUCUUCCUCGUGGGGAUCGUAUACCUUUGUUCAUCGACAGCCUUCAACUCAUUUAUAAGCACAACGGUAAUCGUUGCCCAGAUCUCCUUUGCCAUCCCCGCCGUCCUCCUCAUCCUCCGCCGCCGAGCACCGCACUACCUACCCUCAAGCCGUCCAUUCAAAGUACCCACUGUUGUGGGAUACGUGUCGAAUAUCGUCUGCGUGAUCUGGGCGGUGAUCUUGACGGUUUUCUUCUGCUUCCCGACGGUUUUGCCGGUUACCGGUGGGAAUAUGAACUAUGCCUCGGUUGUUUUGGUCGUCAUGCUUCUCCUCGGGCUUGCCAACUGGUACGCGUACGCGAGGAAGCAUUAUCAUGGGCCGAGGCUUGAGAUGUAG